This is a messenger RNA of Capsicum annuum, 996 nucleotides long. RefSeq lists its product as uncharacterized. The transcript has a single exon. Bases 510 to 854 code for a protein of 114 amino acids. The record is from RefSeq and is a predicted model, not a curated record. Lineage: Eukaryota; Viridiplantae; Streptophyta; Magnoliopsida; Solanales; Solanaceae.
UUUUAUGUACACCAUCACUAUAUAUAAGUCAUGUAAAGCCUCCUCUUUUUUUUUUUUUUUCUUUUACUUUGAUCAACUUAAACCUCUUUCACCAACAUGAAUUGUGCUGAAGUUGUUGAACUACUCCAUUUUUAAUCAAAGUUCCUGAAUUCGAGUUCUGAGUAUAAAGAAAAUUCUGUUGGAAGCAUCACCCCCAGAAUGACCCCUGUUAGCACGAUCCGAAUUAGUCCGGGCUCCAAUGCAAUGCGCGAUCCGAAUUAGUCGAAGCUCCAAUGCAGGUACCGGACACCUAAUGAAAAGCCCCAGAAAAAAAAAAAAAGAAAAAAAAAAAAAAAAAACUUCCACUAUCUCCCCUCACCAAACUUUACUUCAAAAACCCUCUUUUUAGUUACCACUGUAAACUCUCAAACUACAAUAUAUUUUCCUACAAAUUCCUCCACCAUUUUUUCACACUUUCAAGAACUUCAAAACCUCACCAAAAAUCCUAAAACAAACAAACAAAAAAAAGGAUGGAGAAUGAGAAAGAUUUGCCACCACUAGUAGUACAACAAAGUCAAUCUUCUUCAUUAUAUUCAUCAUCAUCUUCAAGUAAUAACACACAUAGAUCUAUAGAGACAUUGUUAGUAGUACUAGCAGUAAUAACAAUACUUGGUGUUAUUGCUGGUAUUAUUGCUAGACUUUGUGGUGGUAGACAUUUUAGUAGUAAUGGUGAAGAUGAUAUUGAAGGUUGGGUUGAAAGAAAAUGUAGAAAUUGUAUUGAUGGUGGGGUCCCUAAUAAUACUUCACCAUCACAACUAUCACCACCAGCACAAGACGAAGUUAAAACAACAACAGAAGAAGAAGCAAAGAAAUAAACGACAACAACAUAUUCAGUGUACUUAAACUCUAUUCUGUAGAGACAGAGGUAAAGUGUUCGUAUAUUACUGUCUCGAGAUUCCACUUGUGAGAUGAUGAUUGAAGGUUGAGUUGAAAGGAAAAUGUAGAAAUUGUAUUGAU